Molecule: messenger RNA, 4319 nt
Organism: Solea senegalensis (Senegalese sole)
Lineage: Eukaryota; Metazoa; Chordata; Actinopteri; Pleuronectiformes; Soleidae
Gene: tmem64
Product: transmembrane protein 64
Exons: 4
Coding region: 649-1704 (351 amino acids)
Source: RefSeq, a predicted model, not a curated record
GUGGUGGGUAUGAAAGAGCUCGAGCUCCGACAGCAGCAGAAGACAGGCAGUCUUCAACGCAGAGAAACCACAGCAUCAGCAGCAUCACCCAGCAGUCAGCGGAGGAACGCCACACUGCGUGUCCACGUCUCAUUUCUCCGUGUGUCGCUGUGUUAUUUGGGUGAAGAGGAGCUGAUAAGGCUGAAGCUUUAUGACUCUGAAGUGCAGCAGAGGACUUUAUCCACAGAGCGAGCUAGUUAGCUAACCGCCAGACUCCCUCCAUCCACUGACUCUGCACCAUCCUUGAGCUGAGGGGGGACAACUUUCAUCAUGGCAAGAUUUCCAAACGGAGACUAUAAAUGUGGCACUUUCAAGACAAUGGACUGGCACUUUGCUCAGCUAGAGUACCCAAGAUAAAUACUUAUAAAUUGGACAGCUCAUGGAUGGCAGAUUUCAUCUUCAUGUCUCACUACAUAGUUGCUCCUGAAGUUGCAUGGUAAUGAGGUGAUAUUUCAGAAGCCAUCUUCUUUGAAGUUUUUAAGGACCUAUGUUUGUUGAAACCCAGUAACUGAACCAUGGACAUACACUGGCUGUAAAGACUGUCUGAAACAUCUGACAUCACAUCUGUCUCCAGGUCGGAAACUCCCCAGACCUUGUUUGUGGGUCAACAUGUCAGUGUCAGGGGGCACGACUGUGCAGCUGUUCACCAAGCUCGUCAAGCAUGCGGUGGGCAAGGCACAGAUUCAGCUGAACCGCUGGCUGCAUAGAAGUGCCACAGAAGAUUGUGACAAGAUUGACAUACUGAUAUGCAGCGCCUUUGAGGAGAGAGGGGCUGGUACAGUAAAGUCGGAUGGCGACCCUGAGGUUAUUAUUGACUCAGUCGGGACGGGUUUCACCAGUGGAGAGUUCAGGCAUCCAUGCUGCAUCACCACCUUUUGCUUCAAAAGCGCCCUGCUGGCCUGCAUCCUGACUGCCUUGUGCUUCUCCUCUGUUGCCCUUGUGCGCCAAUACCUCAAGGACCUCCUGCUCUGGGUGGAGAGCUUAGACAGCCUCGUUGGAGCCUUUCUCUUCAUCGUUGGUUUGAUUAUUGUGUCAUUCCCUUGUGGAUGGGGAUAUAUUGUUCUUAAUGUGGCAGCUGGCUACCUCUAUGGCUUUGUGCUGGGCAUGGGAAUAGUCAUGGUGGGAGUUUUGAUAGGGACCUUUCUGGCACAUCUGGUGUGCAAACGCUUCUUGACUAACUGGGUCCUGAAUAAGGUUGGGAACAGUGAACAGCUCAGCGCUGUCAUACGAGUGGUGGAAGGAGGAAGCGGACUUAAAGUUGUGGCCUUAGCGAGACUCACCCCCAUACCCUUUGGGCUACAAAAUGCAGUUUUCUCGAUCACAGAUGUGUCCUUGCCAAACUACCUGGUGGCCUCCUCUGUGGGUCUGUUACCCACUCAGCUUCUCAAUUCCUACCUGGGCACCACACUUCGCACAAUGGAGGACGUUAUCGCUGAGCAGCGCAUCAGCGGCUACUUUGUGUUUAGCUUGCAGAUUGUCAUCAGCAUCGGCCUGAUGUUCUACGUCGUGCACCGGGCUCAGGUUGAGCUCAACGCCGCCAUCGCAGCAUGCCAGAUGGAGCUGAAGUCGUCGCACAUGAACGGGUCGUCCACCAAUCACAGCAGCUUCACCUACUGCAGCAAGAGGGCAGCAGCUGGCAACGCGAACUGCAUCAAUGUGGUUUGACUUCACAUCAUCUGCUGCAGAUGAGCUGUUAAGACUGGUAUAACUAUAGGAAACUAUUGGAGUUUAGACGGUGACAGAAGUACACUGAUGGCGGUGUGGUUAACGUCAUCACCUGGGUCAGAGAAAUUCUGACAGUGAGACUCUGACAGUCUCUAGUCGGUAAAUUUUUUUUUGUUUGCGGGACCAUGCACCUUUUGAAGAAAAGGUGCUGAUGAAAAAUAGGUUUGAGGUUUAUCAGUGUGGGAUUUUUUCUUUUUUGUAUGAUUAUGAUUUUCGUCAAGGUACUUAACAUUAACUCUGUUACAGGAGAUGUCAAUAAAAAAAAAAAAGAUGUUUAGUCAUAUCAGCAGUUGCUGAACGAGUGAGUGAUUAAAAAAAAACGAGCACGGCGUUAACUGCCUGCGAACACUAUGAAUGUGCAAUCUGGAGCUUUCUAGACAACCAAGGGACUGUUUUCAGUGUCAAGAGAAUGCCAACCUAUGCACCUUUAUCUCAUACUACAUCUGUUUUUGUUUGAUUUCAGGACAUGUUAGGAUUUUUGUCAAGAUCCAGUGCUAAUUUAUGACAAAUAAUAAGGGCAUUUUUAAUAAGGGCAGAUUUGUUUUUUCAGUGUAGUAUAUUUUAUGAAGUGUCUUAUUUUUUUUUGACCUGUAAAGGGAAGGGAGAAGCGCCGACACUGACCGGUCGCUCUGACCGUGUGAUUUCUGCUUGCUUAUGACCAAAUCAGCUGGAUUUUGGCUUCGUCUCCCCGCAGAUCAUUUUAGCACUUCUGCAGUUUAGAGCGGAGCAGCUGGAGAGGAGAGCAGAUUUCACUGAACUCCGUUCAGGAGAAGUGCAGCGUGAGCAGCUAAGAACCGGUACUGAACGAAAACUGCGUUCAGUAUGAGUUGAGCUUUUCCUUUUGCCUUUUUUGUUUUAAUUUAAUAUCAUACUGUUAUUCCAUACGGUUAUCGUUUUGACAAUGGUGUGCAAUACAUGGGUGAUGAGGUGUCAUGAAUGUCAUGUAUUUGAGUGCUGAAACCAAACUAAUCAGAAAUGCUCUAUAAAAUAACACAAGUGAAGUCUGUUCUUUUUUUUCCGUUUUUUACUUGCAUAGACGGUUAAGCUAGAUGAAAAAAAGAGGCCGUUAUUCUUUAUGUGCCAUAAUUUGAUAAAUCUGAGGUUAAGUGUGACAUGACUUAAAAUUUUAGCACUUAAUGUUGUCGAUAAUGGUCCAAAAUUACCUUUUGAGGAUAAUAAAUCAACACGGCUGUCAUUGUGUGGGUCUGUAUGCACAGUUCACAUUACCAAAUUAUAAAAGGAGGGGGUUUGUUUGGUCAGGAGAUGGAACAGAUGUGUGUCAGAAGCUGACAAUCAAACACAACUUGGACACUUGAGUGAUGAAUGUGACACUAUUUAUUUUUACAUGAAGUAUUGUGAUGCUGCUCCUCGUUCGAAAUCUGACUGAGGAAUAAUAAGGGCUCUCCACCUUGUCCCCGCGUUUCUUCAAAAAGCCUGUACAACUUUUUAUUUCCAUUUUAAUAUUGUGUAGUAUUGUAUUGGAAGUUCAUCUGAAAAACUUUAGAGUUAAUACUAAAUGUUUAAAAGUCAAAAGGGCCCCUACUGUCCUAAUUUAGCAAUAAUGCUUGAAAGUCAAAAGCAAAAAAAAAAAGAAAGAUAAAAUUAAGCCAAGUGUUUGGUAGUUGAUAUCUAUUUUAAGAGCGAUUUGAAAACAUUUGAGGUGUUCGUCGAUCCAUCAUCAACAUUUCUAUAUUAAUGUUCCAGUGUUCAACCUGCCUUUUGCCUCCUUCUGCCUCUGAUGGACAUUUCUAUGUUGCCCAAGAUGUGGAAGAGAAACCCCGACAUCUCUGAUCAGAACAGCACUUUCUUAAACAGCUCUCUCACUCCUCUGUUACACGAAAAUCUUCUCGAUUGAGCGUCUGUCCACCGACUUACCUGAACUGUAAGUUAAAACCGAAAAAAGAGCGGCGAGCGUGUUUUACGACAUCCCUUCGUCUCACUUUGAAAGGCGUGGACAUACAUUUUUUAUUGGUAAACCAGAGGACUAAAGUCUUGCGUGUGACUCGUGCAGCUGUUCUGCUCAGAUGUGGGAAAGAAAUGAACAUUUUGCCAUGUUUAAUGCAAAAAUGAGCUCUGUGAAACUUGACGAGCCACCGUGCACACACUUCAUAAUAUUGUUAACUUCUCAACUGGUGUUUUUGAAAUGGACAGAAUAUUGAGGAAGAACAAAAACAAGCUGGAAAUUUUACAGCAAAGGUUUUUGGUUCUUUGUUGGUGGACUCUAUUUAACUUAGAUUUAGUUAUGCAACAACUGAUUCCUAAGGGAAGUAUAUUUCAUAGACACCCACACGCGACCCGUAUCUGGGAUGUAACUGCACACCUGACCUCUUACAAUGUGAGAUCAGAAACUUAAAAGGCGGGCGUGGAGGGUCAUGUUCGGUGCUAUGAAAUGCAACACUUCCCCGCCUGUAUCAAGUGCAUUACACAUAUACUGUAUUUUGUAAUAGAGAGACUUUUACAGUGUAUAAAUAUUGAUAUUUAUCACUGUACAAUGCUUGUUCAGUGUUAUUUAUGAGAGAAGAUAAAAAUAAAACCUGUCAGGCUUUGUUACAAAA